AUUGCAGCGUAGCUGAGGCCGCAUGUUGCUCCGCUUCAACUGCGCAUCUACAUAAUUCACCGUCUACAUUAGCGGGUUUAACAGCGGCAGAAGAAGAUGCCAAAGAAAUCUAAGGAUGUGGCGGAGUGGGAGGGAGAUGAUGAGCCCCAGACAGACAAACCUGUCAAGAAAGGAAAGAAGGAUAAGAAGGGAAAGAAGAGCUUUUUUGAUGAGCUGGCUGCUGACAGUAAACAAGAGAAGACGGAGGAGCCUGCAGUGAAAGAGACUCAAGGAAAGCAGCCUCAAAAGAAAAAGAAAGACAGACGGAAAGACAGACGAGGUGGAGAUGGGGAUGAGGAUGAUGAAGAGGUCAUGCAGCGACUCAAGAAGCUGUCUGUACAGGCCAGUGAUGAGGAAGAGGAGGAGGAAAAAGUAGUAGCUCCAGUCAAGACCGGGAAGAGAAACAAGGGUGGCAACAUUUUUGCUGCUCUUAGCCAGGGUCAGAGUGAUGAAGACGAGGAGGAUGAUGCAGAAGGUGGUGGUGAUGAUGACGACGACGAUGACGACGAUGAUGAUAAACCUAAGAAUAAAAAAAACACUAAGGAGAUUGAGAAAGUUUCCAAAGGAAAGAAAAAAGAUAAGUCUAAAACUAAGAAACCUAAGGAGGCUUCUGAGGAUGAACAUGAAGAGGAAAAAAAAGAUGAUGAUGAUGAGAAGAAGGAGGUGAAAAAGAACAAGAAAGCAAACAGCAAAGCACCCAAGGACGAGGAUGUGGAGAAAGAGGAAAAGCCUCAGAAGACGAGCAAGAAAGAACAACCAAAAAAAGGCAAACCUGCUAGUCCACCUAGUGAUAAUGAAGAGGAGGAGGAAGAGAAGAGUGAUGAAAAUGACACAAUGAUGAGUGCAGAGGAUGCUAUUGCUGCAGAACAGAGCAAAGAAAAGGACGACCCGUUUGCCAACCUGAGUAAAAAGGAAAAGAAAAAGAAGAAGAAGAUGAUGGAGUAUGAGCGUCAGGUGGCCAGUGUUCGUGCUCAAAGUGCCUCAGAGGGAGACUUUUCUGUCUCUCAGGCUGAGAUGUCUUCAAGGCAAGCCAUGCUGGAGAAUGCCUCAGAUAUUAAGCUGGAGAGAUUCAGCAUCUCUGCUCAUGGGAAGGAGCUGUUUGUCAACGCUGAUCUUCUGAUAGUGGCUGGACGACGGUAUGGUCUGGUUGGACCAAAUGGGAAAGGAAAAACCACUUUACUGAAGCACAUUUCCAACAGAGCCCUCAGCAUUCCCCCCAAUAUUGAUGUGCUGCUCUGUGAGCAAGAGGUGAUCGCUGAUGACACUCCAGCCGUGCAGGCUGUGCUGAAGGCUGACACACGACGGCUGAAGCUGCUGGAGGAGGAGAAGCAGCUGCAGAGACGGCUCGAUAAGGGUGAAGACGGCGUCUCAGAUAGACUACAGAAGGUAUAUGAAGAGUUAAGGGCAAUCGGAGCAGCGGCAGCAGAGGCCAAGGCUCGCAGGAUCCUGGCUGGUUUGUCCUUCACACCUGAGAUGCAGAACAGACCCACUAAGAAGUUUUCUGGUGGUUGGAGAAUGAGAGUGUCACUAGCCAGAGCUCUCUUCAUGGAACCCACUCUGUUGAUGUUGGACGAACCAACGAACCACUUGGACCUUAAUGCUGUCAUCUGGCUUAACAACUACCUACAAAGCUGGAAGAAGACCCUACUGAUUGUGUCCCACGACCAGAGUUUCUUGGAUGAUGUUUGUACAGAUAUUGUUCACUUGGACAACCAGAAACUCUAUUAUUACAGGGGAAACUACUUGGCGUUUAAGAAGAUGUAUGUGCAGAAACAGAAGGAGCUUCUGAAACAGUACGAGAAACAAGAGAAAAAGCUCAAAGACCUAAAGGCUGGAGGAAAAUCCACAAAACAAGCUGAGAAACAAACAAAGGAGGCCCUGACAAGAAAGCAGCAGAAGGGCAAGAAGAAGGGACAGGAUGAGGACGUUCAUGAGGCCCCAGAGCUUUUGAAGAGACCUAAAGAAUACACAGUGAAGUUUACCUUCCCUGAUCCACCACCCCUCUCUCCACCCAUUCUCGGUCUGCACAGUGUGGACUUUGGUUAUGAGGGUCAGAAACCACUCUUCAAAAAUGUGGACUUUGGAAUUGACAUGGAAUCUCGAAUCUGUAUAGUUGGACCAAAUGGUGUUGGAAAGAGUACACUCCUGCUUCUCCUGACAGGAAAAUUAAACCCUACAAAAGGAGAGAUGAGAAAGAAUCACCGUUUGAAAGUGGGCUUCUUCAACCAGCAGUAUGCUGAUCAGCUGAUCAUGGAAGAGGCCCCUACAGAGUACCUGCAGAGGAACUUUAACCUGCCCUACCAGGACAGCAGGAAGUGUCUUGGGCGCUUUGGCCUUGAGAGCCAUGCACACACUAUCCAGAUUUCCAAACUCUCUGGUGGCCAGAAAGCAAGAGUGGUGUUUGCCGAACUUGCCUGUCGGCAGCCUGACGUCCUAAUAUUGGAUGAGCCUACCAAUAACCUGGACAUAGAGUCUAUUGAUGCCCUGUCAGAAGCCAUCAAUGAAUACAAAGGAGCGGUGAUCAUUGUGAGCCAUGAUGCCAGACUGAUCACUGAGACACAGUGUCAGCUCUGGGUGGUGGAGGACCAGACGGUAAACCAGAUUGAUGGGGACUUUGAAGAGUACAAGAGAGAAGUGCUGGAGGCCCUUGGAGAAACACUGGCUAUCAAGUCUAAAGACUGAUCUUGGAACAAGGCUCCAGGAGUGUCAAACUUCAUUACUGAAGGAUUUGAGAAUAUGUUUUGUCUUUUAUAUACAUAUAAAACAGCAUAUAUAAAUAAUUUUGCCAACUUAAAAGCUAUUCUUUUUACUUAUAAGAACACCAAUCCUUCAGUUUUUGUGUUUGACAUCCUUGAAAUCAACAAUGCAAGCGCUAUUAUUACCAGCCAUUGCUACUGCAGUGUGAUGCAAUGCCACAGAACUUGUUCUGGUGCACCAAUUCUUUUUAACAAAACUUCUAGAUCAGAGAGCGAGUUAGUGGUGUACAAGCUGAAUUCAGCUACACUGUGUCACCGUGUCUUCUAACCAUUGAUUCCAUAAAAGCACUAUUUAACUUGAACACUUUGUAUUAAAGUGACCUGUAUUAAAAUUCUGGUUUCUGGUCAUUUUCAGCUUUUGGGUAAUUCAGCCCUGUUACACCCUCAAUCCACUGACUAUUGGGCCAGUUUCCCAGAACUAGAUUAAGCCUAAGCCUAGAAUAAAAUUAAUUUUCAGUGGUAAAACCAUUGGUAUCGCAAUUUAAAGAAAGACUAGGCUUAGUUUAGGUCUGGGAAACCAGUAUAUUGUGUUUUUCAAAACUAUGGAAUACACGGCGGUACAGAUGUAUUGGUGAAGCUUGCAUGUAGAAAUACAAUUUAGCGCCAAUGAAAUGCAACUAACAUCAAUGGGAUAUUAAAUACGUAUCUGAAUCCUGAUAUGGAAAAAUGGAAAUAAAUUUUGCAGUAAGGGC
Pygocentrus nattereri (red-bellied piranha) is the source of this 3487-nucleotide messenger RNA. RefSeq names its product ATP-binding cassette, sub-family F (GCN20), member 1 (gene abcf1). Gene Ontology annotation, molecular function: ATP hydrolysis activity; ATP binding. The record is from RefSeq and is a predicted model, not a curated record. The transcript is spliced from 27 exons. Bases 97 to 2721 code for a protein of 874 amino acids. Lineage: Eukaryota; Metazoa; Chordata; Actinopteri; Characiformes; Serrasalmidae.